AUGUCCUGCAAUCAUAUUCCCUUCCACGCGUUUCUUAAAGCCUCGGGGUGUCCCUUUAAAUCCUCUCUGUACGGACCUCUAUCUCGGCGCCUUUUCGUCCCGCUCUGUCUCCCGCUCUUCCCGACCCAUCUGUGCGUGUACAUGAAAGCCAUCACACUCGUUGUGGGGAUCGGCAGGAUGGGUUGUUUCCACUCUGGGGGGGGUGGGGGGGGGAGAGAGUGGAUGUGGGUGGGGGGGGGGGGGGGGGGGGGGGUGGGGGGGGGGGUGGUGGGGGGGGGGGGGGGGGGGGGGGGGGGGGGGGGGGGGGGUGGGGGGGGGGGGGGUGGGGGGGGGGGGGGGGGGGGGGGGUGGGGGGGGGAUAAGGGGGGUGGGGGGGGAGGGGUGGGUGUAGGGGGUUGGGGGGUGGGGGGGGGGGCAGGGGCAGGGAUGGGGUUUGGGGGGGUGGGGGGGGGGGGGGGGAAUGGGAGGGGGAGGGGGGGGGGGGGAGGUGGUGGUGGGGGGGGGAGGGGGGGAGAGGGGGGGGGGGUGUGGGGGGGGGGGGGGGGAGGAGGUGGGGGAGGGGGUGGGGGAGAUUGGGGGCGGCAGCUGAGAGCGGAGAAACGUCUGAGGACCGCCGAGGGAAGAGCUGCCAGUCUACUGGAACAACAGGUGGUGGAUUUUCUUAACAAGCAUAUCAUAAACAUUCGCAAGAGCUGCAAUAGCUGCUUCGCCACAGAAGUUAGACAUGCCCAGCCGGUCCGAGAACUCGGGUGGGGGUGGGGGUGGGGCGGGCGGGGGGGGUGGGGGGGGGGGGGGGGGGGUGGGGAAGGGGGCUAUGGGGGGAUAGAAGAGGUCGGAAUAUGGGGGGGGGGGGGGGAGGUGGUCGGAGUGGUGUCUGGGUGUGGAUGGUUUGAGUGGGGGAGGGGGGGGAAAGGAGGGCGUGUGGAGGGGGGGUCGGGGGGGGGGGGGGAGGGGGGGAUUAAUGGUUGGGGGUGGUGGAGGGUGGGGUGGGUGGGGGCGGGGGGGGGGGGAAGGGGGGUGGGGGGGGGGGGGGGGGGGGGGGGGGGGGGGGGGGGGGGGGGGUGGGGGGGGGGUGGGGGGUUGGGGGGGGGGAGGUGGUGGGGGGGGGGUGGAGGUGGUAUGGGGGGGGGGGGGGGGGGGGUGGGGGGGGGGGGGGGGGGUGGGUGGGUGGGGUGGGGGGGUGGGGGUGGGGUGUGGUGGGGGUGGGGGGGAGGGGGGGUGUGGGGGGGAGGGGGGGGGGGUAAGUGGGGGGGGGGGGGGGGGGGGGGGGGGUGGGGGGGGGGGGGGGGGGGUGGGGGGGGGGGGGGGGUGGGAGGUGUGUGGGGGGGGGGGUGGGGGAGGGAGGGGGGGGGGGGGGGGGGGAGGGGGGGGGUGGGUGGGGUUCUUUGUGUGUGGGGGGGGGGGAAGGGGGGGGGGGGAGGGUGGGGGGGGGGUGGUGUGAUGGUGGGGGGUGGGGGGGUGAGGGUAUGGAUAUGGGGGGUUGUGGGGUGGGUGGAAAGGGAGGGUAGGGUAGGGGGUGGGGGGUGGGGGGGUUGGGUAUGGGAGGGGGGGUGGGGGGGUGUGGUGUUGGGGUGUAGGGUGGGAUGGGGGGGGGGGGGGGAGGGGGGGGGGGGGGGUGGGGUUGUUGGGGGGGGGGGGGUUGGGGGUUGGGGUGGGGUGGAGGGGACAGAAGAGAUUGAAAUGUCAAAGCUCGACUCAUGA
Knipowitschia caucasica is the source of this 1701-nucleotide messenger RNA. NCBI's taxonomy places the organism in Eukaryota, Metazoa, Chordata, Actinopteri, Gobiiformes, Gobiidae. The record is from the annotation of a GenBank genome assembly.